Molecule: messenger RNA, 492 nt
Organism: Hemiscyllium ocellatum (epaulette shark)
Lineage: Eukaryota; Metazoa; Chordata; Chondrichthyes; Orectolobiformes; Hemiscylliidae
Product: anterior gradient protein 3-like
Exons: 7
Coding region: 1-492 (163 amino acids)
Cellular component (GO): endoplasmic reticulum
Source: RefSeq, a predicted model, not a curated record
AUGCUUCGGGUUUUUGUUCCUUUACUUUUGCUUCUGGUUGCUGUCACAUCCAGCCUAGCCACAGCAAUCAAAAAAAGACCACCUCAAACACUGUCAAGAGGUUGGGGAGAUGAUAUAACAUGGGUACAAACCUAUGAAGAAGGGCUCUAUAAAGCAAAGAAAAGCAACAAGCCAUUAAUGGUUAUCCUUCACUUGGAAGACUGCAAGUACUGUCAAGCACUGAAGAAAGUUUUUGCUGAAAAUGACGAGGUCCAGGCUAUGGCUGACAAAGAUUUCAUUAUGUUAAAUCUAAUGCACGAAACCUCUGACAAGAACCUUGCACCUGAUGGCAAAUAUGUACCACGCAUCAUAUUUGUAGAUCCUUCCAUGACUGUGAGAGCAGAUAUCACAGGGAGGUACUCAAACCGGCUCUACACAUAUGAACCACAAGAUAUUCAAAUCUUGAUUAACAGCAUGAACAGAGCGAAACGUUUGUUACCAGCAGAGCUAUAA